AUGGACGACCUUCAGAGUCCAAUGGGCACGCAACCACAACCCAUGAUCCUCCGUGGUGGAUCGGCAAUGCCUACUAGACAACGUUUCGAACGAGCCCGCCCCUUUCCACCCCAACUACACCAACCACGCCAACGAUUUCUACGCCAACGACAUGUACACCAACCACAACAACUACAACCACAACACCUACAACUACAACAACUACAACAACUACAACAACUACAACAACUACAACAACUACAACAACUACAACAACUACAACAACUACAACAACUACAACAACUACAACAACAACAACAACAACAACAACAACAACAACAACCACAACCAAAGCCCCAACAAUCCCGCACCAACCCCCUCCUCCACUUGCCCGACUGCCCCAUCGCCGCCGUCGCCCGCAACACCUGCAACCACGCAGACAAAGUCAACAACAACAACAACAACAACAACAGCAACUACAGCAACAACAACAACAAAAAAGACUGCGGUACCUGCCAGGCCUUCGCACACGAGGAGGCCAUCCGCAAAGGGUACCUGGCGCCCCUGUGUAUCUGCGGGGAGCACAACCGGUUGCCGAGGAUGGACACGCCGGCGGGGCGGCACAGGCUGAACGAGACGAUCAAGCAGAGCGGCGCCGCGGAGCUGGCGGCGCUGUCGUGGGCGCGGGGCACCAUCGCCGCGGUGGCCGAGAUGAUCGACUCGAACCUGGAGCGCAUCCUGCAGGCGCGCGGCGGGGCGGGGAAGCCGCCGCAGGCCAUCACCCGAGACGACAGGGUGGUCCUCACGGGCGCCGCGCAGCUCAUGCGCCGCGUCAUGCCGGGCAUCAUCACCGACAGCGGCGACUUGGACUUCUCCCUAGACGGGGGGAAGACGGUCGUCGCCGUGCCGGGACACCGCCGGCGGGAGCAUCCUCCUCCUUGGGCGGCGGCGGCGGCCGACGACGACGACUAUGUCCGGAAGUCGAGGAAGGCCCUUGAGGACCUUGUGGGGUUCACCGGCCGCGUCAACAGAGACCUCCAAAAGAUCACCAUGGAGCAGGCGGGCAAUGGGAACCCGUUCUAUGACGGGGCGGGCAAUCUGAACCAGUUCAAUGGCGGGGCGGGCAUUUGGAAACCGUUCGAUUACGAGGACCUAUGGAUGAGGGGCCCGGGCAUGUGGACGGACUUCCCCAGGGCGGACCUGCAGGAGCUCAAUUGCAAUGAGGCCCACGACGUGAUCCAGUCGCAGGAGCCGCUCCCAAACCCGUACUGGCAGCAGCACAAUUGGUCCCCGGACACGCACUUGUCCCCGUUCCCGCCGAAUUGGACCCAGCCCGGCCCGAGUCGGUCCCCAGCGGGCCCGGCGUGCGGACAGGUGAGCCCGCUCGUCGUGAACGGCUCCGUGCCGUAUCCCAAUCCCGCGGCAGCAACGCCAGCAGCAGCAACAACAGCAGCAGCAACAACAGCAAGCGUGCGGCCGCCCACAGGCUUGGGCCUGCCGCUCCGGCCCAAGGACACAGCGCCGCCGCCGCAGCCCGGCACGACGGCCCAGCAACAGGCGAACACGAGCGCAGCCCCGCCUCCCGAGACGCCUCAGCGGGUGAUGCCGCAGGUGGCUCAGCAGGCACAGGUGGCUGCUCAUCAGGCACAGCAGCAACAGGAGGAACAGGGGCAAAAGAUGCUACAGGCCCUCCACGCGGUGCGGCCUGUCCAGCUGCGGGCUUUCCCAGCCGGCACCCAACCUCACGAUUUCACCCAAGGAGUGGUACCCGCAGACGUCCAGGAGCGCCCACGGCAACAAGACACCGCAGCCACGCAGCCACAGGCGCCCAGCAGCCACGCAAACAAAAGAACGCACCCCGCCGCCGAUGGCAACCCCGGGCCCUCAGUCCGUCCAACAAUCCUCCCGCCCCGUUUGAACUUGCUGCCCGCGGAGGAGGGAGCCGAGGCCCCGGCGCAGCAGCCGGCGGCGGCGGCGCCCGUAGACGCCCCCGAGGCCAACGACGACGCGAUGGACUGCACUCACCCUGCCGAAGACGAGCAGCAGCAGCCCUCACGCGAGUGCGAGGCGCAGCCUCCCGCCGGUGGUGCCCAGCGAGGAGCCCCGCCGCCCGAGUCCCAUAGCAUCGACGUGGAUGAGUUGAUGGCUCCCCAGUUUGACUUUGACCACCCCAAAGUACACCAAACCCCUCCGGGAUCGGUGUCGCCCUCUUGGUCGACCUCGCCCGGGAUGGGGUCUGAGUCUGAGUGGACGAGUGUCCACAUGGAGGAGGACGAUGAGGGUUCCUAUUGA
This is a messenger RNA of Diaporthe batatas, 2271 nucleotides long. RefSeq lists its product as uncharacterized. The transcript has a single exon. Bases 1 to 2271 code for a protein of 756 amino acids. NCBI's taxonomy places the organism in Eukaryota, Fungi, Ascomycota, Sordariomycetes, Diaporthales, Diaporthaceae. The record is from RefSeq and is a predicted model, not a curated record.